CACUUUUUUCCUUACACCCCAGAAAAUAACCAUGUCUGCCUCUGCCCCACAAUACCAACGCAUUGCCAACGAUCAAUUCACCACCUCUCCCUUGGCCACUCUUGUCGAUCUCGCCAACGCUGCCGCUGGAGGUGAAAUCGUUGCUGUCACUGAUGAGUUCUUCGCUGAAUGCAAGAACAUGAUCCAGCCCGAACCCGCUCUCUCCUGCCCUGGUCGCUUCACCGACCAAGGUGCUUGGAUGGACGGUUGGGAAUCUAAGCGUCACAACCCCACUUUCGAUUGGGCUAUCGUCAAGCUCGGUUUCGCUGGUAACAUCCUUGGUUUCGAUAUCGAUACCAGCCACUUCACCGGUAACCAAGCUCCCGCUGCUUCCGUUGAGGCUGCCUACUGCCCUGAGGGUGAUGUUCAGGCUAAGGGUAUUGAGUGGACCCAAGUUCUUCCUAAGGUUGACCUUCCUCCUACCUGCCACAACUACUUCAUGCUCACCAACCCUGACGGUAAGGUCUAUACCCAUGUUCGUUUGAACAACAUUCCCGAUGGUGGUAUUGCUCGUUUCCGUGUCUACGGUACCGUCCAGCCUAUCUGGCCCAAGGACCCCUCUGAAAUUGUCGAUCUUGCCUUCCUUGGAAAUGGUGGUCACUCCGUUGUCGUCAGCGAUCAGCAUUAUGGUUCCGGCGGUAACCUUCUUUUGCCCGGCCGUGGUAACAACAUGGGUGACGGAUGGGAAACAAAGAGAUCUCGCACUCCUAACCACAAUGACUUUGUCAUCGUCCGUCUUGGUGACAAGGGUCACUUGUUGAAGACCGAAAUCGAUACCUCUCACUUCAAGGGUAACUACCCUGCCUCUAUCCUCCUCGAGGCUACCAACUCUGAUCAAGAGAUCCCUGUCAACAACGAGUGGGUCACUGUUGUGUCUCAGCGUAAGGUUGGUCCCCAUGAGCAAUUCUACUUCGAUCUUGAACACAGCGACAAGGUCUUCACCCACGUCAAGGUCACCAUCUUCCCCGAUGGUGGUUUCAAGCGUCUUCGUGUCUUCGGUGUUCGUGAUGUCGAGGGUGCUCAACUCCCCAAGGGCAAGGUUGAGAUCAAGAACGGCAAGGCCGUCGUUGUCUAAAUGUCAAGCUGUCUGAGUGAAUGGGCUGGCCUAUUUUUUCCACCAACUGACAAUCAUGAUUGUUUUUGGUUGCCGCCAAAAUCCAUAUAAAAAAACAUGUCACAUAAUGUACAAAAACACCCUCUCUCUCCCUUCUUAAACCCCCCACAUAUUUUGCACACUUCGACACCCAUUCAUCACUUGCUACAUAGAAAUCAUUUUUUGCAUCUGAUAUCAAAGGCGUUCUUUGUCAGAGAUAGAAAUAAACAUGUUCCCCCUAUCGCUCAAUAACAUCGUCCCC
Messenger RNA from Umbelopsis ramanniana AG, 1394 nucleotides. RefSeq lists its product as uncharacterized. Lineage: Eukaryota; Fungi; Mucoromycota; Umbelopsidomycetes; Umbelopsidales; Umbelopsidaceae. The transcript has 5 exons. The record is from RefSeq and is a predicted model, not a curated record. Bases 32 to 1114 code for a protein of 360 amino acids. Gene Ontology annotation, molecular function: allantoicase activity. Gene Ontology annotation, biological process: allantoin catabolic process.